Messenger RNA from Nymphaea colorata (pocket water lily), 2486 nucleotides. RefSeq lists its product as uncharacterized. Gene Ontology annotation, molecular function: beta-glucosidase activity. Gene Ontology annotation, biological process: glucan catabolic process. The transcript has 10 exons. The record is from RefSeq and is a predicted model, not a curated record. NCBI's taxonomy places the organism in Eukaryota, Viridiplantae, Streptophyta, Magnoliopsida, Nymphaeales, Nymphaeaceae. The coding region runs from base 335 to 2221 and encodes 628 amino acids.
ACGAUGCUUAAUCAGCCGACGAAUUCAGAGCAUUAAUUCUUUGAGUUCUUCUUCCUGGACCAGCAGUAAAUAAUGAAGGGAGAGGACAGGUGGUUGUUGGGGAGUGGUCAAAUUCGACCAACAAAAUAAUCACAAGCUAAUCCUCAUGGCGGGGAAUUAGUCUACCAUUUCAAGCUCCGGGUUUAAUUGUACAGGGAGAGACGGGGGGAGAUGCUGAGAGCGCCUCGUCACACACAGCUCCGAGUGCUAGUUGAACUCCGCACUGUGGGGGUCUUGCUAAAGCAGAUUGCUAUCUUCUCUGUCGAGUGAAGGAUUGUAACUGCUGGAUCAGAAGAUGGCAAUCUUCCGGUUGUUUGUGACGAGCAUUUUACUGUUACUUGGAUGUAUGUCAAUUGGAGAAGCAAGUUAUGCCAGCUACAAGGAUCCAAGAAAGCCACUGAACGUUAGGAUCAGAGAUUUGAUGAGCAGGAUGACUCUAGCAGAAAAGAUUGGGCAGAUGGCACAAAUUGAUCGUGUACUUUCAACCCCUGAUGUAGUCAAGAGUUACUUCAUAGGCAGUUUGGUGAGUGCCCCUGGAGCUUCCCCUCGCCCUCAAGCUACUGCACAGGAUUGGAUUGACAUGGUAAAUGAGUUUCAGAAAGGAGCUAUGUCUACUCGUCUCCAAAUCCCGAUGAUCCUCGGUAUAGAUGCUGUUCAUGGACAUAGCAACGUCUAUGGAGCUACCAUCUUCCCUCACAAUGUUGGCCUUGGAGCUACCCGGGAUCCUGACCUUGUAAAAAGGAUUGGUCAGGCAACAGCCUUGGAAGUUCGAGCCACUGGCAUCCCUUAUACUUUUGCUCCUUGUGUUGCUGUUUGCAGGGACCCAAGAUGGGGCCGCUGCUAUGAGAGCUUCAGCGAGGAUCCUCAGCUUGUUGAAGCUAUGACUGAUAUAAUUCCUGGUCUACAAGGAGACUUGCCGCCAAACACAAGAAAGGGUGUCCCUUUUGUAGAUGGAAAUCGCCAUAUAGCAGCCUGUGCAAAGCACUAUGUUGGCGAUGGUGGAACACAUGAUGGAAUCAAUGAGGGUAAUACCAUCAUUGACCUUCCUGGAUUGCUUAAGAUCCACAUGGCUCCUUAUUAUGCUGCUGUCUACAAAGGUGUUUCAUCCAUCAUGGUCUCUUAUUCGAGCUUCAACGGGAAGAAAAUGCAUGCAAAUCAUGGUUUGGUUACUGAUUACCUCAAGAACACACUCAAAUUUAGGGGUUUGGUUAUUUCCGAUUGGCAGGGUAUUGACAAGAUCAACUCUUCCCUGGAUGCAAACUACACAUAUUCUGUUUAUGAAGGAAUUAGUGCUGGCAUUGAUAUGGUCAUGAUUCCCUGGGCCUACACUACAUUCAUUGAUGACCUUACCUAUCUUGUUAAAUCUAAAGCCAUCCCAAUGAGCAGGAUUGAUGAUGCAGUUUACCGGAUCUUGCGAGUAAAGUUCACAAUGGGCCUUUUUGAAAGGCCCUACGCUGAUCACAGUUUGGUUAAUGAGCUCGGUAGCCAGGCUCACAGAGAAUUGGCAAGAGAAGCAGUGAGAAAAUCACUUGUCUUGCUUAAGAAUGGAAAGGAAGGUAGCAAACCUUUAUUGCCACUUGACAGGAAGGCUCCAAAAAUCCUUGUGGCCGGGACCCAUGCCAAUAACUUGGGAUAUCAGUGUGGUGGUUGGACAAUUCUAUGGCAAGGUGUAACUGUGAAUAAUGCCACCAGAGGAACAACUAUUCUCAGUGCAGUGAAAUCCACAGUGAGCCCCAACACCAAGGUUGUCUAUGAAGAGAAUCCUGAUGCUGACUUUGUCAAGAGGAAUCUAUUCUCAUAUGCUAUUGUCGUUGUUGGAGAGAUUCCUUAUGCCGAAUCAAUGGGUGACAGCAAGAACCUGACCAUUAUUGACCCCGGUCCUUCUGUGAUCCAAAACGUUUGCAGAUCCAUCAAAUGUGUAGUCAUCAUCAUCUCAGGCAGGCCUGUAGCCAUUGAGCCAUAUGUAUCACAAAUUGACGCACUGGUUGCCGCAUGGUUACCAGGUACAGAAGGCCAAGGAGUUGCAGAUGUGCUCUUUGGUGACCAUGGUUUCACAGGAAAGCUGCCACGGACAUGGUUUAAGCAUGUCGAUCAGCUGCCAAUGAAUGUCGGCGACAAGCACUACGACCCACUUUUCCCAUUUGGCUUUGGCCUGACCACAUUCCCUGCAAAGGCUAGUUAGAGAAAGCGCUGCUAAGUUUCAAAAUAGCUAUAAGGCAUCAUUCAUGAAAAAUUUUGGGAUUUAUCAACAAUCGUGAGACAGUAUCAUUCAGAGCACUUCUACCUUUCAUGACUUUGCUUGUGAUACUUGAACUAUUAGCCUGGACUUCUUGUUCAAGUAAGAUGGGUGCAUGUUCCUGAAUUUGUCCUCUGAUACAGUUGAUGCAUAUCAAAAGCGACCAACAUCUGGAUUUGUAGAAUUCAUUUGAAUCCAUUUUGCUGCUCAA